AAUACUUAAGGGAGGCUUCAAACUCCACAAGUCACAAACAGCAACCUCAUCAAUAGAUUUCUUUCAAUCAAUUAUUUAAUAUUUAGUAUUGACGCAAUGAAGUCAGCCCUAGUUCCUCUCUUUCUCUUCUUUGCUUUUCCCUUGGCCUUUGCUCAACAAGUUCUGGACUCAAAUGGCAACCCCAUUUUCCCCGGUCGCGAGUACUACAUUUUGCCGGCCAUAUUCGGCCCACCGGGGGGCGGAGUAAAGCUCGCCACAACCGGAAACUCAAAGUGUCCGGUUACUGUGCUUCAAGAUUAUUCUGAGGUUGUCAACGGCAUCUCUGUGAAAUUCACUAUUCCAGGAGUAAGUACCCUCGAAAUCUACGAGGGUACUCCACUGGAAAUAGAGUUCACAAAGAAGCCAAAAUGCGCGGACUCUUCGAAGUGGAUUAUCUUUGUUGACAAUGAAAUCGCGAAAGCUUGCGUAGGCAUUGGUGGUCCUGAGGACCACCCUGGCCAGCAAACUUUCCCGGGCACAUUCAGCAUUAAGAAAUACAAAUUCGGAUACAAGCUUGUGUUCUGUGUUGCGGGUUCACCAACUUGUUUGGAUAUUGGAAGGUUUGAUAAUGGUGAAGGGGGAAGGCGUUUGAAUCUCACUGAGGGUGAGGCCUUUGACAUUGUGUUCGUAGAGUCUAGUUCUUACAAUAAUGUAAUUAGAUCCGUAGUUUAAUCUGCAUAUGAAAUUAUUAAUAAUUAUCUCGUGCAUGGAAAAGGUAGGGUUGAAUGAAUAAUCAUCAUAGUUUUUCUUGUGAUGAAUUCUGUUGGUUACAGUUGCUAGCAGAAUCUUGAUGCAAAAGUGUUGAAAAAAUUUAAUAAAUACAACAACUUUUUCUCUGA
Messenger RNA from Arachis stenosperma, 878 nucleotides. Its product is annotated as kunitz-type trypsin inhibitor-like 2 protein. The transcript has a single exon. The record is from RefSeq and is a predicted model, not a curated record. Bases 97 to 711 code for a protein of 204 amino acids. Gene Ontology annotation, molecular function: endopeptidase inhibitor activity. NCBI's taxonomy places the organism in Eukaryota, Viridiplantae, Streptophyta, Magnoliopsida, Fabales, Fabaceae.